Frankliniella occidentalis (western flower thrips) is the source of this 939-nucleotide messenger RNA. RefSeq lists its product as uncharacterized. The record is from RefSeq and is a predicted model, not a curated record. NCBI's taxonomy places the organism in Eukaryota, Metazoa, Arthropoda, Insecta, Thysanoptera, Thripidae. The transcript has 4 exons. Bases 493 to 939 code for a protein of 148 amino acids.
UCGCGUCAGCAUGGCUGCCGCAUCAGCUGUUUUGUGGUUUUGCAAGCAUUAGUUUUUAUUACUUCUUAGUUCGUAUUUUAAAGAGUGAAAGUGUGUCUAUAGAUUACGUUUGGUUAACGAGUGCAUAGUAAAUGUGCAGUACUGUUUUUCAAAGAUGGGAAAGGUCCUAACCUCUUCGUUGCGUUUCGUUCCAGCAAACACAGCCAGAGUAAGCCUCCACCCUAGCCUGCCCCUCGAAGCCCCGCCAGCGUAGCAGCGCACUUUGCUGCAAUGCCAUAGCCCACGCGCACCUCUGCUCGCCCGCCCUCCUACCCCCGUCGGCGGCGGCGCGGGCAGAGGCCCCCAACAACAAGAGCAAUAACAACAGGCACCACGUGGAGCGCGCGGCGCCCAGGCGGCGCGGUGGGGCGGGGCGGCCGGAGCGGCACGCUGGCUGGCGCCGCCGGCCGCGCUCAGUCGACUGAGGGAGUCGGGCGGGAUGGUAAGGGCCCAAUGGCGAGCCGCAGCCGCACCGCCGCUCCACCCGGCGUCUCGCCUGCCCGCCGCGCACGCCCACGCGCUCCACCCUCGACGACGACGACUGCCAGCAGCAGCCUCGCCCUCGACGGCGACCUCCACGACACCCCCGGCCACGUCACGUCCUCGUCGACGGGCUCCCUUCGCCGCCGCUGUCAUCCGUCGCGUCGGCGGGAUGCCGUGGGCGCCGUCGUCGGUGUCCUCGUCGGCGUCCUCGUGCUGGUCGGGGUGCUGACGGCGCCCGUGGCCGCCAACAAGAGCCACCUCGUCGAGAAGCCCGUCAAAGUGCUGGAUAACCCCAAGUUUCACGCACCCAUCGUGAACGAGACUGCCCCGCUCGGCAGGGAGGCCGUCCUCACCUGCCUGGUGGAUGACCUCGGCAUCUACAAGGUCGGCGACAGACAGCUUUUAGGUCUUCAUUAA